AUGGACACCACACCCAGGAGGAAGAUCCUCGGCAUAGGCAUCCUCAAGGAAAGCUCCUCGCAAAACCCGUCCUACAGCCCCGAGCGCGUCAAUCAGGAAGUCGACAAGGAGCUCGCAAGACUGCGGGAGGCGGGGUUCGAGUUCACGCUCUACUUCGCCGACAGCAAGGACACCGGCGCGGCGCUGCCGGCAGUCAAGGAGCUGUUGAGAGGCUCGGCUUGGGACGGCGUCUCUAUCGGGUUUGGCCUCCGCGGCGCGAUUGAGUACACCGCGCUCUUCGAGGACAUUGUGAACGCUGUGGUCUCGGAGGCCGAGGGGCCCGUGCCGAAGCUCAUGUUUACGAGCUCGACUACGGAUAUCUAUGAUGCUGCCAUUAGGGUCUUGGGGGCAUAG
Messenger RNA from Diaporthe citri, 393 nucleotides. RefSeq lists its product as uncharacterized. NCBI's taxonomy places the organism in Eukaryota, Fungi, Ascomycota, Sordariomycetes, Diaporthales, Diaporthaceae. The record is from RefSeq and is a predicted model, not a curated record. The transcript has a single exon. The coding region runs from base 1 to 393 and encodes 130 amino acids.